GAAGCUAUUGAUAUAGUGAAAUUAGUCGGUGAAGAAUGUAUUCGUAAAAUGGAUUUCUUAUUCGAAAGUCAGGAUCAACAUGAUGAAGUUCAUGUGCUAAUCCAAUUGGCAAUCAAAUAUUGUACGAAUCUUGAGGAGAUUCGUGCAUACGCCAAUGAUGUGCGAAAGAUUGAAUUGAUUGUAAAGAUGAAACAAUUGAAAUCACUUUAUUUCGAAUACUGUUAUUGCAGAGAGGAACAAAUAUGUCCGGAUCAUGCAGUAAAUUCAUUUGUAAAGCCCCUGUCUCAACUGCCCAAUUUAAAGAGAUUGACUUUAUAUGGCUUUCCCUCUUCAAAUACCGAACUGAAUUGUAUACAAAAUUUAAUCCAAUUGGAGGACUUACGGUUACGAGGCAUUUGUCGUGACUCAGAUAAUUAUGUGAAUAUAAAUGAAAUUUGUUCGCCUUUAAAAAAUCUUCGUGUUCUAUUUUUAAGAUAUUUGGGUUGCAUUAAUUUCAAUCAACUGGAAUUGAAUAAUUUGGAGUUUUUGGAAAUUAUUAAUGUCGUUUUGGCAAAUAGUUUGCCCUAUUUCCCAAAUCUAAAGAGUUUGACAUUAUUUCCCAGAUUUAAACUACAAUUGUGCAAUGUCAUGAGCAAAAAUAUACUAAGCCAAUAUGCAAAUCAAUUGGAGAAAUUUCAUUUUUUUAAUCAUAUAAAUCUCGAAGAUGCUCACUUGAUUUCUAAAUUGAUCUCGCUUAAGGAUCUACGUUUUACGUCUAUGGAUGAAACGGCUUAUCAAUAUGUUGGCCAUCUAAAGCAACUGGAGAGAUUAACAUUUUAUGAUUCUCGUAAGUUGUCUAUUAGAACUUUGCUCUCAAUAUUGAGAGAAUGCAAACAUCUUAGAUACCUUUCCGUGCAAAAUGUUCACCACUUGACCCAUGACUUUAUCUAUAAUGCUUUGGAUAUUUGUCAUUCUAAUGGAAUUCACUCAAAUAAUCCAUUGAAAUUGUUUCUACAUGGAUCGAGUAUUGAUACCGAAAUAGUUAAAAAGUUGUCAACACAUUCAAAUGGAAAUUUAUUGGCCAUAAGUUUCAAAUAUAUAGAUGCUUAUGACGAAAUUAUGAUGAGAAUCUAAAAAAACUGCUGCUGCUAUAUCAAAUGGAUUUUUGAGGAAUGCAAAAUUAGUUUUUGAGACCACAUAACUUGUUUCGACUGGUCGGUGGGGCGACGACUCUGGAUGAUAAGAAGUGGCGACAAGUUGAAAGCAAAUAGUAGAAAACAAUGCAGCUAACACAGGACCAACAAUAACAACAACAAUAUAACCAAACACAGUUCAAUGAAAUGUUAAAGCAAAGCACUUGCAAUAAAACUAAUAAAAA
Drosophila willistoni is the source of this 1357-nucleotide messenger RNA. RefSeq lists its product as uncharacterized. Bases 49 to 1113 code for a protein of 354 amino acids. NCBI's taxonomy places the organism in Eukaryota, Metazoa, Arthropoda, Insecta, Diptera, Drosophilidae. The record is from RefSeq and is a predicted model, not a curated record. The transcript has 3 exons.